GGUACGUCCUAUCCCAUGGUCUUUUGCUUAUUAGUAAUAAGGUGAACUACCAGACAGAGACAUUCUUAGACAAACACCGUGAUUAUAAUAUGUUGCAAUCUUUUAGCUUCUUCCUCGUGUCCACCUCACUUGUUGAGCACUUUGCUUGCAGCAACAACUUCAAGCUCUCAUGGAAACCCUCAAUAUGUUUGAUGUGUGAAGCCAACUCAUUAAAUAAGCCUCACAGGUUUGAGAUUCCAAGCAUUCUACAGUCAGGUGUAUUAGAAGCUGUCCGUGUAAGUUUGGCAGGCUAUCCCACAAGGAAGACUUACCAUGAGUUUGUUGACUCAUUUGGGAUAAUAGCCUUGGAUAUAUUAGAUACAAGAAUUUCAAAUGUAUUAGUUAUUAGAUUCACGUCGUGCAGAGGUUUUGGAUUCUGCAGCAAAGCGAAUUCAGGG
Messenger RNA from Striga asiatica, 437 nucleotides. The record is from the annotation of a GenBank genome assembly. Lineage: Eukaryota; Viridiplantae; Streptophyta; Magnoliopsida; Lamiales; Orobanchaceae.